AAACCAUCUCGCUCUCAGCGAUACGACGAAUCCCUUUAUUUCGAACCAGAGCCGCCUCCCCGCUAUUUAUAACCUCCUUCCCGGGCAAGCCGCAGGUUAAACACACGCACACCCACAGAGAGAGGCGAUCAGGGCUUCACCGCCUUUCCAAAGGGGGAAGAAUUUGGAGGGAGACGAGACGAACCGAUCCAAUCGCCGUUGAUCUGGCGAUCGGACUGUCAGAUAUCUUCCAGUUCUUGGAAUCGUCGCCGCCUUCUUCAUGGUUUCUUGAUCCGAUCUCCAGAUGUCCUUUGCAAGACAGUUAUAUCGGUACUGGUGAUCUCAUUACCAAGGGCAGCCUCUCUAUAAGCGGAAGGGUAAUUUGGUCAUUUCAGAUGCUUGUUAUGAAACUCGUCCUAGGCGGAUAUAUAGAGGGCGUGAACGUGAUUUGAAGCGUCCCGCGGGGGAGAAUAGAGUCGAUGACGGAGAGGAUCGUCUACAUGAACGUGGGCAGCAGCACCGGCAUCGAUCAGACGCCCAGCAGUGGCGGGUCCGGAUCUUGGCAUAGCUUCUCCCCAUUGAACUCAUCUGCCACCCGGCUCCGGCGUUUCUCCUCCCCCACCGCGAACGCAUUCCUCACCCCGGCCUUUAACGCCUGCGCAGCGAACCCCAAGUCAACCGGCUCCCCCGACGUCGACCCCUCCCUCCUACGCUACACCCGCCCCCGCCUCCCCCUCUCCGCCUCCUCCUCCUCCGCCUCCAACUCCCCCGACCCCCACUCGACGGCCCGGAAGCGCCUCCACCGCCUCCUCUACCUCCGCUCCUCCCUCAGCACACUCUCGUCGUCAUCGCCGCUCUCCCCCAUCCAGAACCUCCCGGCGGCAACCGCGAGAUCGCCGACGCUGUACAAGACGCCGGUGAAGGUGGAGAUGGAGGAGGACGUGCUGGUCAUGGACGGGGUCCUGGUGCCCGAUUCUGAAUCGGGCCGGCCGAGGUCGUCGGUCUCCGAGUUUGGUUCGACCGGGUCGCCAUCGUCCUCGUCUUCGGCCAAUAACGGCGGCAGCAGUAGUCUCUACAAGACGGAGAUCUGCCGGUCUUGGGAGGAAUUGGGGUUCUGCCGUUAUGGUUCCAAGUGCCAGUAUGCUCACGGGAAGGAGGAACUGCGCGGCACUCGCAAUAUGAGGCAAAGAUCAGAGGCGGGCGGGCAGAGCGGUAGAUCGGUGGCAAUUGCUGGGUCGUACGUGUACCGGAACCGAUUCCGCUAUCCCCCCUCGGCGUCUUCGUCGUCAGCGUCGGCCGUGGGUUGGACCACCGGAGCCAUUGUUGCGCCCGCGGCCAAGGCCACCACCAUGACGGCGGAGGUGGGCUCCACGGGCGUAGCGGCUUCUACUGUCUCACCACGGCGAUCAUCAUCAGAGCCAUCGUUUAUCUGGCCACCGACCCCAGAGGAGGAGGCGUACAUAAACCAGGUGCUCUACGGCCCCAGCCAGCGUCGGAGGCUGCCGGUCUUCCGUGAGAUCUGCCCAGAAUGAGCGAUGAUUUGCCGCGCCCCUCCAUAUGUUUGCUGCCGUGAUUUGUCUCUAGUCUCUCUGAGUCUCUUCUCCUCGUAUACGCCUGGGAUGUGGUGGUAAAAUACGCACCAUCAAAAACCGAGAAACUUUUUUACUGCUGUUUAGCACAGUAGGUUACUCUCUUUUUUUCUCGUUUUAUUUCUUCAUACUGGAGGAAAGAAUACAGCAGAUUACUGGAUCUUCUGACUUUUUCCAUGAAAUUGUGCCCCUUCAUAGCGGGCUGAGUUCUAU
Messenger RNA from Elaeis guineensis (African oil palm), 1781 nucleotides. RefSeq lists its product as uncharacterized. NCBI's taxonomy places the organism in Eukaryota, Viridiplantae, Streptophyta, Magnoliopsida, Arecales, Arecaceae. The record is from RefSeq and is a predicted model, not a curated record. Gene Ontology annotation, molecular function: metal ion binding; mRNA binding.